CAGGUCGCCACGCCAGUGAAGGACAUGGCGGAGGGUCACGUGAUUAAACAAGGGCUUUGUUAUAAAAAAAAGGAGCGUGAGCGUGUGUACUCGUGAUCUCGCCGGGCUGCGCCGUGCAGGAGGGACGGGACCGGACCGGACGCCGGCGGCCAGGGGACUGUUUUUGUCCCCAGCCAUGGCAUCCCCACGGCAACCCUAUGUGGAUACGGCUCCAAUCCUGACCCAGGCAGAUGACACCGAAGAUGAGGAAAAGGAAGGGCUUCAGUCAGGACCCGGAGGAGUAGGAGAUAUAGAGGUCCUUACAGGCAUCUCCUCUUUGCAUGCUGGAUUUAUCGUGGGGGUCUUGUUCUUCAUUAACUUGCUGAACUACAUGGAUCGCUUCACCGUGGCCGGUGUUCUUCCUGACAUUGAGACUUUUUUUAGUAUUGAUGACAGCAAAUCAGGACUCCUACAAACAGUUUUUAUUAGCAGCUAUAUGGUCCUGGCUCCAAUUUUUGGUUACCUGGGUGAUCGCUAUAAUCGUAAAUAUUUGAUGUGUGUCGGGAUCUUCUUCUGGUCAUGUGUGACAUUGGCAAGCAGCUACAUCCCCAGACAGUGGUUUUCACUUUUAUUGCUGACCCGAGGCUUGGUGGGUGUAGGGGAGGCUAGCUACUCAACCAUCGCCCCUACCAUCAUCGCUGACCUGUUUGUGGGUGAGCGGCGAUCCCGCAUGCUCAGCAUCUUCUACUUUGCUAUACCUGUGGGCAGUGGACUGGGCUACAUUGUGGGGUCAAAGGUGAAAGACCUGGCUGACGACUGGCAUUGGGCCCUGCGAGUAACUCCUGGUCUGGGGCUGGUGGCGUUGGUGUUGCUGUUAACCAUUGUCCGUGAGCCACCUCGGGGUGCUGUGGAGUCACACUCUGACGCCCCUCUGCAAUAUACUUCAUGGACAGCUGACCUGCGGUCCCUGAGCAGAAAUCGGAGUUUUGUGCUGUCAUCCCUCGGCUUCACAGCUGUAGCCUUUGUAACAGGAUCUCUGGCUCUGUGGGCACCUGCCUUCCUGUAUCGCGCACGUGUGGCCAGUGGAAGCCUCCAGCCUUGCCCACCAGGGAAAUUUUGCACUGGUGAUUCGGACAGCCUAAUCUUUGGCAUAAUCACUUGUGUAACCGGUGUGCUGGGUGUUACGGCCGGAGUGGAGAUUUCCCGGCGCUGGCAACGCACGAACCCCCGUGCUGACCCCCUGGUUUGUGCAACUGGACUGCUUGGCUCUGCCCCGUUCCUGUUCCUCGCUGUGGUGACUGCUCAGCAGAGCAUCGUCGCCACUUACGUAUUUAUCUUCAUUGGUGAGACCCUCCUCUCCCUCAACUGGGCUAUAGUAGCUGACAUGCUUCUGUAUGUUGUCAUCCCCACCCGCAGAUCUACAGCAGAAGCUUUCCAGAUCCUCUUAUCUCAUCUUUUGGGUGAUGCUGGGAGCCCUUACCUCAUUGGUUUGAUCAGUGACCGAAUCCAGGUCAGUCGCCCCCUGUCACACCUGUCACAGUUCAGAAGCCUUGAAUAUGCACUAAUGGUCUGUGCCUUCGUGGGAGUUAUUGGCGGUGGUUUCUUCCUAGCCACGGCUUGUUUCAUCCAAGCAGACCGCAAACGUACAGAACUGUACACUCAAGGACAGUUACACGAAUCAUCGGAACGUGAAGAUCGCCUUGUUGUUCCUCAGCACGGCCGAUCAACCAAAGUUCCCGUCUCCAGUGUCCUAAUCUGAAGUCCACCCUUGCCUCUUCUUUCCAGCCUAAGGAAGAAGACUGAACCUGUGGCCUUCCGUGUUCAGCACAGAAGAGGGAGAUAAGGACUCUCUUGAGUGGACCCUGGGUGGGAAGUCUUAUGGACAGCAGGGGAAAGUCACAUUUUUGAUGUUGUGUGUUGGAUUUUUAUAAAGCACUAACUUUAUCCAGA
This is a messenger RNA of Pogona vitticeps (central bearded dragon), 1929 nucleotides long. RefSeq names its product SPNS lysolipid transporter 1, lysophospholipid (gene SPNS1). Gene Ontology annotation, molecular function: transmembrane transporter activity. The record is from RefSeq and is a predicted model, not a curated record. Lineage: Eukaryota; Metazoa; Chordata; Lepidosauria; Squamata; Agamidae. Gene Ontology annotation, biological process: transmembrane transport. Gene Ontology annotation, cellular component: membrane.